Molecule: messenger RNA, 1773 nt
Organism: Lindgomyces ingoldianus
Lineage: Eukaryota; Fungi; Ascomycota; Dothideomycetes; Pleosporales; Lindgomycetaceae
Product: putative glutamate decarboxylase
Exons: 3
Coding region: 97-1644 (515 amino acids)
Biological process (GO): carboxylic acid metabolic process
Cellular component (GO): cytoplasm
Molecular function (GO): pyridoxal phosphate binding; carboxy-lyase activity
Source: RefSeq, a predicted model, not a curated record
CUUCUCUCUCGUGAUCAUUAUAUCUCUUUCAGCUAGUUAAUAUUCUGCUCUCUGCCGUUGUGUUGAAUUCAUACUGCUUUUUUCACCUCAUUCAAGAUGGGUUUAGAAAGGGUUCUUACGUCGGUCUCCCCAACUGCUAGCUCGGGUAGAUACACUGAGCUUUCCAGCCUUCUGGAACUAGUAAAGGGAAUUCUGCUCGACCAUGUUGCUGAAGCAGAUGCUUCCAAUGCCGCGAGACAGUCAGGUCAGCGCAAUGGCGCAAUAUCUCAUUCCCAGGCCGCCGCACUUCUACCACCGGAGAUCGUUUCCCAGCGUCUCAGCCUGAACCUCACCGAUAAGCCACAGGGAAAGGAUGGUCUUCUCGAACUCACGGACCGUAUCUUACGAUUAUCUAUCAACACAUGGGAUCAUGGUUUCAUGCACAAACUUUAUUCUGGCACCAACCCGGUGGGAGUGAUAUCUGAGUUGAUUCUCGCUAUACUUAAUACAAAUUCACACGUGUACACAGUCUCACCCGCAUUGUCCGUUAUCGAGAAACAAACAGGCCGUGCUCUAGCCAACAUGUUUGGGCUCCGGGAGACAUAUUCUGGUGGCAUUACGCAGCCAGGAGGCUCAGCCUCAAACUUCAACUCGGUACUCAUUGCCCGACAUCAAGCUAUGCCAUUCAUUAAAGAGACUGGGAUCUCGGGACAACAGUUGGUUAUGUUUACGUCAGUCGACAGCCAUUACAGCCUGGAGAAAGCAGCUCAAAUGAGCGGAAUUGGUUCUCAAGGCGUUUGCAAGAUACCUACUGAUGCCGAAGGGCGCAUGUCCGUCCCCGCGCUUCGAAGGAGUAUCCUUGAUGCCAGUGAUCAAGGCAAACACCCGUUUUACGUCAAUGCCACCGCGGGUACGACCGUCCGCGGAGCAUACGACCCCAUUGACGAAAUAGCUGAUGUCUGCCAGGAGUUUGGACUCUGGCUACACGUGGACGGCUCACUGGGUGGAUCAGCUAUAUUCACGAGACGGCAGUCAUGGAGGCUGAAGGGGAGCGAAAGAGCGGAUUCAAUCACUAUCAACCCCCAUAAAAUGCUCAGCGUUCCCAUCAGCUGCAGCUUCUUGCUAGGGCGUGAUUUGAGGCAGUUUCGGUCCUCUAACUCUAUCGAUGCCGGCUAUCUCUUCCACGAAGAUGCUCCUCUGGCUGCUGCAACCAACGAUGCCGAUGACACAUAUGACCUAGCGGAAUUCACUCCACAAUGCGGUCGCAAAGGCGACGCUCUCAAACUCGCUCUUGGUUGGGUGUACUAUGGUCGAAUUGGCUACGAGCGGUACGUUGAUAACGCUUUUGACAUGGCUGCAUAUCUCGCCGCUCUCAUCAAGAAUCAUCCCCGAAUGGAGAUAGCAGCUGUACCUCAGAGUGUACAAGUCUGCUUUUAUUACAUGCCGUCUAGAAUGACAGACAAGCAUGAUAUGGCCGCAAAGCACAACACUGCAAUCACGGCUUAUAUCAGCGAGGGCCUUCCAAGCAAAGGUUUCAUGGUGGAUUAUGCUCCUGGCCCAGUGGGAAAGUUUCUGCGUGUCGUCACCAAUGGGACAACGACAAAAGAGACGCUGAAUAGUAUGGUGAAUGAAAUCGAUGAGAUUGGCCAGUCAUUCAUAAAGUAAGCAUAAAUAGGCGACAAAAGACUUCAAGCUGGAUGUUUUUAUUCAGCAACUGGCUAAUAGACUAGAAGCAUGACCAUGAAUUAUAGAUACUUAUUCGCAAUGCAAUACAAAAGGUUGACUAGAGAUCCU